Anoplopoma fimbria (sablefish) is the source of this 3623-nucleotide messenger RNA. Its product is annotated as phosphatidylinositol transfer protein beta isoform-like. The coding region runs from base 96 to 908 and encodes 270 amino acids. The record is from RefSeq and is a predicted model, not a curated record. Gene Ontology annotation, molecular function: phosphatidylinositol transfer activity; phosphatidylinositol binding; phosphatidylcholine intramembrane carrier activity. Gene Ontology annotation, cellular component: cytoplasm. Gene Ontology annotation, biological process: phospholipid transport. NCBI's taxonomy places the organism in Eukaryota, Metazoa, Chordata, Actinopteri, Perciformes, Anoplopomatidae. The transcript is spliced from 11 exons.
GUGACGUCAUCAGCAAUCAGCGGUCGAGUCUGGGCGAUAGAGGCAGUGUUUGUGUGUAUGUGUGUGUGUGUGUAUGUGUGGAGGAACGAGCAGCCAUGGCUCUCAUCAAGGAGUACCGUGUGGUUUUACCCUGUAGUGUUGAGGAGUAUCAAGUGGGGCAGCUGUUCUCGGUGGCCGAAGCAAGUAAAAAUGAGACGGGUGGUGGUGAGGGUAUCGAGGUACUCAAGAAUGAGCCCUAUGAAGAAGAUGGCGAGAAAGGACAGUACACACACAAAAUCUACCACAUAAAGAGUAAAGUCCCAGCCUUUGUCAAAAUGAUAGCUCCUGAAGGUUCCCUGGUAUUCCAUGAAAAAGCCUGGAAUGCCUACCCCUACUGCAAAACCAUUGUGACGAAUGAGUAUAUGAAAGACAAUUUCUUCAUUAAGAUUGAAACGUGGCACAAACCAGACCUUGGAACGCAAGAAAAUGUGCACCAGCUCGGCAGGUCCACAUGGCAGAAUGUAACUGUUGUGCCCAUUGACAUCACAAACAGUAAAGUAUCCGCUGCUGACUACAAGCCAGAGGAGGACCCUACCAAGUUCAAGUCGGUUAAGACUGGCAGAGGACCCCUUGGGCCCAACUGGAAGCAAGAGCUGGUUAAUAAGCCUGACUGCCCGAGGAUGUGUGCCUACAAACUGGUCACGGUCAGAUUCAAGUGGUGGGGCCUGCAGAACAGAGUGGAGAGCUUCAUCCAUGAGCAAGAGGAGAGGAUCUUCACUAACUUCCACCGCCAGCUCUUUUGUUGGAUUGAUAAGUGGGUGGAGCUGACAAUGGAAGAUAUCAGGCGAAUGGAAGCGGAGACACAGAAGGAGCUGGAAGAGCUUCGCAGACGGGGAGAAGUACGAGGAACCAGUGCUGCAGAGAAAUGAAAAGGCAACGAAUUUUAAACGCCCACGACUACAGCUGAGAGGCCUCCUUUGGUGCCUCUAUUUUACCAGAACUGAUUUAAGCUGUGGAGGGGUGUUUGGGAGCUCUGCUACCUGCAAUCAAUAGAGCAGAUCCCUGACUUGCAUCCAAUCAUAGACAUUCUAUACACUGAGGAAUUGAUUUCUAGAAACCAACACGAUCCUAGCUGAUAAGACUGGUUCAUUUUGAUCUCCUGGGCAGAGAAAGGCCAGCUAUCAGCAUCAUGUUAUUGGAGCUUCUUGCAGUAGAGAUACAUUUUUACAAAAGCAAAGUCAUUGACUUGAUUCCACAGUAGCAGGUGUUGGACCAAAUAUUUCUUCUGUCAUUUUUAGAUUUUCCUUUUCCUGCAUAAUAUUCCUCUCAAGAUGAUGCCCUGUCCGACCUGUCUUUGUCUCCUCCUUGGUCUUAACUGUACACAUUGUGGUUUGCAUUCCCUGGCAUGAGUCUGUCUGUUUGUCAUACUCAUGUUCCUUCCUGCCACAGCCUCCAUUUAGAGAUUACUAACACCCUUGGCGCCUUGGCCCAUUGUCGGGUGAUGGGGGCCCCCCCAUCACCCCACACCUUCCCCAAAGCACUGCAUCCUAUUAACACAUGCCCGUACAGGUAUUCACUCUCACUCUCAUACAGAUUUAAUAGAAACUCACACACACGCAUACGCACAUGCACACGCACACACAUGACACAUAUACAUGGCUCGCACGAGGAUAAACAUGUUAAUUCAUUCUCACACAUACACUCACAGGUGUGGAUGCCUUCGCAGUGACUGAUCUCUGAAAGAUCUCAAGCUGGGCAGAUCCGUACAGGCUUGUUCAGCUAAGGGGAUGUUACUUUGGAAGUGCUUACAGCCCCCCCCUCUAGCCCGUCCACCCCACACACACACACACACACACACACACACACACACACACACACACACACACACACACACACACACACACACACUCACUCCCUAUUCUAAAGACAUUCACACUUAACAUACAACACAGCAUCCACCUCCCUAACAGAAGUCCCCAGAGAAAAAAAAAAAAAAAAGACACUGAAAAACAGCCACAGAUGGUGCUUCACCCCUUCGAGCCUCUUGUCACGAGCCAAACUGCACCGCACUGCUCGCCCCACCUCACCCAGCCCACCUCACCCAGCCCACCCCAGAGGCCUGUCUCCCUCAUCUGGUUCUCAGAGGUAGACGGUUUCCAAAAAGGCCUCUUCUGUUCCGCCACAUUUUUUAGGUGUGUUUACAGAAUCAUACCAGCCUUACCAGUGCCCGGUCCACACCAGCACCACACACCGCUCGCCUUAAUCUCCGGACCUUCGGACCUAUUAUAACUAUUGUACCUCUGCUGUCAGCCUUUGCUCUAGCUACCUCCCUUGUUUUUUGACUGGCAAAUUUCUUGACACCUUAAGGUUUAAAACGAGCAAUUUGCCUGCUACUUGUGUAGGAGUAAAUCAUGGCAGUCAUAGCUUUUUGAGCAAAGUUGUUUGUGAUGACUCUCUGUUUUUUUAGAAUUGCAUGACUCCCUUUAUGUUUCCUGAUAUGUGUCACAGCGACUGAGCCAGUGCAAUUCCUUCAGCAAGCAAAAAUAUGUAAGUAGCAGCCUGAACAGCUUGUACACUGCUGUUGGUGCAAAAAGCUGCAGAUUUACAUCUUUGCCGGAGAUCAGCCAUGUGAUUGAUAUGCCAUAUUAAUGACUCUUCAACUCCACAGUGAAGGCUUCACAAUCAUGGUGCACUGGCCUACAGUGCUGGUCACCAAUAGUGUUACAUACAUAAAUAGAAGUAGUGUUUUCCUCAUUGAACCUUGUUCUUUUUUUUUUUUUUUUUUUGUGAUGUAUCAAUGUCUUAAAUUGUGCAACAGGGAUUGGGGAUUUGUUUUUAGAGAUCUAUUUUCCUUUCAAUGCACAUAUAUAAUGAAAUAAUCCGGGUUCAAAGAUCUGAAUGUUUUUGUUGUCUGUAAAUCGUAUGUGGGAGUCUGAUCACUUCUCAGUAAUGGGUUAUUGGCUCGUCCAAAGAGAAUGAAUGGAUUUCUGAUAUGUUUACAUGACUUUCAGCAAUGAAAAAAGGCUGGUAAUAUAGGAAGAUUGGGAAGGCAACAUUUUUCUUCACAAGAAAAUCUUCUCAGGUGAACAAUACGACUUUGAUAUUGUUCCUCAUCAGUUGCCCAAAACAAUUGACUUCUUUACACCAUCCCAUAUCCUUUUCUAAAGGAAAUGUGGUAAUAGUGUCAACAUGAUCGGGAGCUGUUGUAAUAUAUCCUUUUUGGUUUCACCACAGUAGGAGGCAGCCAGUCGGUCAUUGUUACUGUACUGGGUUUGUAUUCAUAUGUCGCAAAGACCGAAAAGUGUGACACAAUGGAUCCUCAAUGUAAUCAAUGUUUCCAAGUCUAAAUGAUUCCUGCUGUCUGUUCAACAGAGAAGGCAGCAGCUAAAGAGAACAACCUCAAUCAAAGGUUUACCAUCUGUCAAGAUAAUGAUAGGGUUGCAAAGCAACUGUUUAGUCUCAUUCUAAUUUAUGAAAUGUACAACUGUUUAAUUUCUGAACCGCUUGCUUUUAAAUGUUUAUGAUCAGCUUUUGAAAUUCAGGGGACAUGGUGGUGAAUGUAUGCGAUGUUGUGCCUUUUUCUUUCUGAGAUCCUGUGUGCCAUUAAAUCAACAUAUUGUAUCUUAAUAUCAAAAUAAAUUUUG